AUGGCUCGAACUGCGGCAUUAAAAACAGUUAUCGGAACGGAAUAUAAUAUAAAAAACUAUUUCAGAUUCUAUGAAGCGACUAAAUUCUCCGGACCUCCGCUUCCUCGCAAUGACGUUAUUGUGGCCGUAAACUGGACGGGUAUUUAUGUAGUAGACGAUCAGGAGCAUGUGCUGCUUGAAUUCAGCUAUCCCGAAAUCACGAAAGUGACACAUCAGAAAGGGUCGCGACCUGGUGCAGACGCCUGUGUUCUUCAAACGGUGUCCGGCGACGAGUACUCGUUCCAGUCCCCCAACGCUGAAGACAUAAAGGAAUUGGUGUCAACGUUUAUUGACGGUCUCAAGCAGCGAAGCAGAUAUGUCAUCGCAACGAAACGUCAAAAAGGAGACGAUUCGACCAAUUUGCUCGAAUUCGAAGUGGGUGAUCUGAUUGUUCUAAUGAAUACAACAACAGGCAAGGAUCUGCUCACAGAGAAACUAGUAAAGGGCGAAUGUGCUCGUACUUGCCUACAGGGUUAUGUUCAAACGGAGAACGUCUAUGUACUGGCCACACUCAUCAAGCCUAAUAUGAACACAUUGGUUAGUCGUCUAUUGUUUCGUAGGUCAAUUUUAGAAACACGCCCCGCGUCAAUUUGA
This is a messenger RNA of Cooperia oncophora, 633 nucleotides long. The record is from the annotation of a GenBank genome assembly. Lineage: Eukaryota; Metazoa; Nematoda; Chromadorea; Rhabditida; Trichostrongylidae.